Messenger RNA from Cylicocyclus nassatus, 921 nucleotides. The record is from the annotation of a GenBank genome assembly. NCBI's taxonomy places the organism in Eukaryota, Metazoa, Nematoda, Chromadorea, Rhabditida, Strongylidae.
GGGCCGUUCUCUGGCGCGUCGCCGCCACGCCCCCUGUCAGUCUGGACGUUUGUCGCACGCACAUUCGCUGCUGCACACUCCUCGCCAAAUGGACACCCAGUUAAGCAUCAAAACCUUACUGACCGCUGCUCGACUUCUGGACGGAGGUCGCGAGGUGAACACCCUCGUACAACCUCAUCCCACUAUGCAAGAUGUGCCGACGGGCACGAUUCCGUCAUCACUUGAUAUGCAACCUCUAUAUGCUGAUUCCAUGCAGCCUGAACUCAGGGUUAUUAUCUCAAGGAAGAUGCGUGUUGAGCGGAAGCUUUGUUCCGCUUCAACAAGCGCUCAACCAUACUGUUCCUCGUCCCCGCCACGGAAAAACUCAUCGAAACACAGUCGAGCCGCCCACAAUGAGCUCGAAAAAACUCGCCGAGCAAAUCUUCGAGGAUGCCUGGAGACGCUGAAAACUCUCGUACCACCGCUUGGCGAUGCGUCUCGUAAUACAACGCUUGCAUUGCUGACGCGUGCCCGUGACCACAUCAAGCAACUGGACGAGUGCAACGCGGUUUUGCUUCAAGAACGGGAACGAUUAGAAGAGCAAAAGCUCCGAUUGCAAAAUGAGCUGGAACGCCUGAAAGAAAGCACGUCACAGUCGACGUCGCCACGUCCUUCCUCCACCACCUCGUCACGUCUUUCGCGUGAUUCCCCGAUUUUCCUCGAAUAUUCGCCAUCUUCGAAACCGGCUCAAUCUCCUCAGCCUAUAAUCAUUGACCCGAUAGCAGAAGGUCUACUUCCAGCGUUACCCAUUUGCUAUCCACGGCCAUCAUUAUAUCCCUACCUCGAUCUCACACCUUCUCAUCCUUGUGCCUCGUUUGAUAUGCCAUCAUUCUUGCCAAUUCAUCUCCGCGUAUGAUGAUCGUCAUCCCAUAAUUUCUCGCU